AUGCACCUCGUCUGUAGAGCAAGGAUGAUGAUUCACGUCGUAUGGCUAGGCUGCCUGAUUAUCACUACUUCCACUCUAUCAAUCUCAUCAAGCCGUACUCAUCAUGCCCGGCAGCUACAGCCUUCCGGAAACCGACCACCGUUUGUGACGCCUCCCUCCGUUAAUGAUAUCAAUGGCAACGGGAGAGGCUCCCGUUUCUUUAACGUUUCCAACCUUCCACCGCCCACUAUCAUUGUUCGACAAAAUACUACCCACCCGAAAGAAUUUCGAACUAUCCAGGGCGCUGUCAAUUCACUGAAGGAUCGAAAUGGACCUCAGGUUAUCUACAUUCACGAUGGUAUUUACAGAGAGCAGGUUUAUGUGGACUAUGACCCACCUCUCAUCAUCCACGGCAGAAAGCCGAGCGAUAAUGGGCAAAAUUCUGUGAGCUUGGUCUUUGCACUUGGUGCCAAAGAGGCCAAAUCGAAUGAAGCCAGUGCGACGUUGAAUGUCAUAAAGAACGACUUCGGCCUCUACUUCGUUAACGUCACCAACGAAUAUGGCACCGGAACUGAUACUCAAGCAUUAGCCAUCAACGCCAAAGGUGACCGACAAGGUUUCUACAGCUGUUCUUUCAAGAGCUUCCAAGAUACUGUCAGAGCUUAUCGAGGCAUACAACUCUACAGUCGCUGUGAGAUUUCAGGCGCUGUUGACUUUAUCUUUGGAAGAGAUGCCAACGCUUGGUUCGAGCAGGUCACGAUCCCAAUUCUUAAAGGGUCCAAAGAGCCUAUUACCGCGAGCGGCAGACAUUCCAAUGACACCGCUGGUUUUUAUGUAUUGAAUAAUGCUACAGUCUAUAGCGCCGGUGCACUUCCUGGGACGGCCUACCUUGGUCGACCUUGGAGAGGAGGGGCAAAAGUGGCUUACCAAAAUAGUUACCUCAGCGAUGUCAUCAACCCUGAUGGAUGGCUUGCCUGGAGUCCAGCCGAUCCACGCACAGAAAGUGUUCAGUAUCAAGAGUUCGGUAACUUCGGUCCAGGCGCUCAAGGAAAAAGAUUAUAUGACACGCCUUUACGUUCUCCCCACCUCCCGGAGAAUAUUCUUGGACCUGAUUACCUCGACUGGAUUGAUUAUAGUUACCGCCCCAUUCUCACCAGUCCCGACCCCACUAAGCGAAUGAACACCUUGGGCAUCAAGAAAGAUGCAACUGAUUCUUCUCCUACCACUAACACCUUGAUUGUCAAGCAAGAGCCCAACCCUCCCUCCUCCGCCCGCACUCGGAGAUUCAAAACUCGAUCUAGUUGA
Puccinia graminis f. sp. tritici CRL 75-36-700-3 is the source of this 1284-nucleotide messenger RNA. RefSeq lists its product as uncharacterized. Lineage: Eukaryota; Fungi; Basidiomycota; Pucciniomycetes; Pucciniales; Pucciniaceae. The record is from RefSeq and is a predicted model, not a curated record. Gene Ontology annotation, biological process: cell wall modification. Gene Ontology annotation, molecular function: pectinesterase activity. The coding region runs from base 1 to 1284 and encodes 427 amino acids. The transcript has 11 exons.